GUCUUUCCGAUGCAUUUUGCAAUAUGCCUGCUCGAGGACUCGAUUUUCGACGAGUUGAAAUGGAAACGUUUUUUUUGUUGCUGAGCAUGUAAAGAGAGAGAGAGAGAGAGAGAGAGAGAGAGAGAGAGAGGGGGGAGAGAGAAAAGCGCAGCAAUGGCGGAUCCUUAUUCCCUGCUUUCCAGAUUUAGACAAAGGAAUUCAGGAGACGAGGCGUCUCCUAUGUACUUUGUGCUUUUUUUAGUCGUUGCUCGUGUCCUCGACAUGCACGAACUUCCGAUGGCACAAUGCAGUUAUUAGUCGUCCCUGUUGUGUUCUAGCAGUGCUUUAAUCGGGCUACUUUUCUUUAUACUGAAUUCAUGUCGGUGCAUGACUGUCAUACUGAUCAGGAGCACGCGUAGGCCAAAAAGACACGCCAAGCCCUGUGCAGACGACGGAUUUUGGGACUGUAGUGUCUGCACGUUCCGCAACAGCGCCGAGGCGUUCAAAUGCAGCAUGUGUGAUGUGCGCAAAGGCACGUCCACAAGAAAACCUCGUCUAAACUCGCAGCUCGUGGCGCAACAAGUAGCGCAGCAGUACGCCACACCUCCACCUGCUAAGAAAGACAGAAGGGAGCGCACAGAGCGAGACGACCACUACGACAUAGACAAUUCUGAUUCGGACAGGCCAAGCGUGGACAACUCGGACUCAGACAGACUGGGCCCAGACACCAGUCACUUAGACAGGGGACACUCACAUAAGGAAAGGAGACCGGAGCGCAUCGGAUUGGACAAACAUCCACUAGUACCAACGCCAGAGGAAAGGAGGCCUGAGCGAGCUGUUCUAAAUCCGGAACUGCACAGAGAACUUAUGGAUAAGGUUCAUUCACAAAGGCCACCCAUGGAAAAGGAGCUUCACACAGGCGCGUCCGGGACACAAGUGGCCGAAAAGGAGGACGUAAAGAAGGUUAAAGUAGAGAAGGCAAUGGUGGACAAGCACAAAGAGAGGGAGAAGGUGCCUGGUGCCAACAAAAAGCCCACUGCUAAGAAGAUAAAACCCAAGAUCCUCAAUAAAGGUCCUCCUAGUGAAAGAAGCAGCAUGAAAUCCGGGAAAUCGGCCACUAAGGGCAACAAAUCGAUUAUUUCCAGGCCUAAACUGAAGAACAUAGACCGAAGCUCAGCUCAGCAGUUGGCCAUAACGGUGGGCAACGUUACGGUCAUCAUCACAGACUUUAAGGAGAAGACACGCUCCUCUUCGACGUCCUCGUCCACCGCUACCUCGAGCAGCGGCAGCUCCGAACAGCAACACCUGAGCUCCAGUUCAGAGAGUACGGACAGGGGGUCGUCCCGUGCCUCUACCCCACGCAGAGACCUUACUGCUGGACACAAUGAGCUCCUUUAAGGCUGCUGGAAGUCAAGAAUCCUCAAACACCUUGAUAAUGCACAGAUAGAACCUUUACACUUAAAAGGAUGAAGGAUCAUUAUCAUGCAUGGGCGCCGUUUCCAUCUUGAUAUUUUGUGGCACGGUGUACUGUGUGUUUCAAUACUGUUUUUAACACACCCACCUCAACCCCCCCCCCACACAACUCGCAAAGCGUGCAUCACCUGCGUCACACCAGUGACCAUAUGGAGCACAAGAGGAAGCGGAUGUAGCACAUCUUGGGUAAAGCUAUGCUAUAUGGCCAAAUGUUUGUGGGCACGUGACCAUCACACCCGUAUGUGGUUCUUCCCCAAACUGUUUGCCAGAAAAUGUUGGAAGCGCACAGUUCCAAAGGAUGUUCAUGUAUGCCAUUGUGUUAGCUUCACUGGAACUAAGAGGCCCUAACUUGUUUUAGCAAGACGUCCAUUAAGACAUGGUUUGCCAGGGUUGCAGUGGAAGAACUUGGGUGUCCUGCACAGAGCCCUGACCUAAACCCAAAUGAACACGUGGUGAAUUGGAACGCCGACUACGCAUACCAGACCUCCUUACCCAAUAACAGUGCCUGAGCUCACUAUUGCUCUUGUGGCUAAAUGGGCAAAUCCCCAUAGCCCUGCUCUAAAAUCUAAUGGAAAUCCUUCCCAGAAGAGUGGAAAUUAUUAUUAAUGCAAAGGAAGGACUGAAUAUGGAAUGGGAUAUUUAACAAGCAUAUAUGAUUGUGAUGGUCAAGUGUCAACAUCGUUUUGGCCAUAUAGUACAUUUCCUUGAUUUGUAACAGUGAAUUUCCACUGAACUCUGUACAGGCAUAUAGUCUUACAUGCUAGCAAGUUAGCCAAAGGUGUGCUAAAUUUGAAUUAUCAUACAUUUAUUAUACGUUUUUGCUGUUUUGGAAUGGAACUUGAAUCAGAUCUCCUAAAGUUUACAGUAAUGUUUGACUGGAUUCCUUGAGGCAUUGAGGAGUCAAUUUCAAGGAGCUUUUUUAUUUUUUUUCUUCUUCUUCUUCUUCUUUCCCUGAGCUAUUAAUGUACCGGAACUGAUGUUGAGAUGGCGAUGGUGACAGAGAUUUUAGUUUUAAAAACAGUAUUGAAAUGCAUGAAUGGUUUACACAAUAUUUUCCCAGAGAGACCUGUAGAGUCAAAUGUUGUGGAGUCAGCAUUUUAUAAGUGGUAGAAAUUGAAACCCUCUGUAUGUUUUAAGCCUUAGAUCUCUGUUCCAAAAAAAAAAAUGGCCUGUAUGUUUCUCUAACACUGACUAUUCCCAAACCACAUCCUGACACUAUACAGUAUGUCAGUUGAAGGUGUCACAGUUGUGAGGAAAAACCCGUAGAACCUCCCAGAGAUAAAAUGUGUACUUUUUGAUUUGUUAAAUUAAUGAUUGUAUUUAUAAACUGUGAUAAGAACAAAUAAAUAGUAGAUGGCUAAGCUGGAAUUGCAAACAUGAACAUACUAAAUGACUGUUGUUCUAGGUGCUAGUAUACAUUAAUAUAGGGAACAGAUGGUUGGAUUGGAAAACACAAAUGAAUCAUUUGAAACACGAUCAGCAUUUGAAGAAUAAUGUUCAAUGGAAUCUCUUCAGUAAAGGCCAUUUUUAUAUUGAUAGAUGUUAUGUAUUGUCAGUCUAUCAUUGAUCAAAGACCAUAUAAUCUGUUUCAGAACCAUUCUUGUAGAUGCUAAUGCUAAAUAACGUUACCAAGCUUUUUACAUGCCACAAGGGCACAUUCUUUUAUCAAGUCGCUGUGAGCCAGGUAACAGCAAAAUUUCAUCCCAUUCAUUACUGCCUCAAAGCAUUAUGAAACUGUCGAUGUGAUCUUUAUAGAUGAAAUGUCUUUAGUGUAUUUAUUUUGUGCAAGCAAUUCUGUUCUUGUGUAUGAUCUGUAACCUUAAUUUACUAUGUAAAGAUGGUUACAUAUAAGGAAUACUUGUCAUAAUAUAGAUUAACACUAUGUUUCUCUGUGGUGUAUUAAGUAUCUGGCACAGUUUCUUAGUUAUUUUUGGCUCCAUAUUCCAGUCGUUGUGUGUUAAAAUAGCAGUUAUUGCAUACAAUGUUUCUCUCAAUGCUGCUUGUUUUUUUUUUUUUUCCCAUUUCUGCUCAGUCUGAAGUAAAUCCUGCUUGGUGAAUUCUGCUUGUAGCAUAGCUUUCAUUUCAAAUAAAGUAACUGCAUUUGUUUUU
Messenger RNA from Silurus meridionalis, 3561 nucleotides. RefSeq names its product RING1 and YY1 binding protein a (gene rybpa). Gene Ontology annotation, cellular component: nucleus. Gene Ontology annotation, biological process: positive regulation of DNA-templated transcription. NCBI's taxonomy places the organism in Eukaryota, Metazoa, Chordata, Actinopteri, Siluriformes, Siluridae. Gene Ontology annotation, molecular function: transcription coregulator activity; DNA binding. The record is from RefSeq and is a predicted model, not a curated record. Bases 367 to 1377 code for a protein of 336 amino acids. The transcript is spliced from 5 exons.